CAGCCAAUCAUCACUUCUCUGCCUCCUUAUUGGCCCAACCCCUGUGUACUCUGGCAAAUGGGCCGCGAAGACUGUUGCAGGUUCCAUCUUUUGAGUUCUCCGAGAGCUGCGUGCUCUCCAGCGCCUGCUUUUGGACCUAUGGAUUCUCCAUCUAGCAUUUCUUCCAGCUCUUCCUUCUCCCUCUCUUCCACUUCUUGCACCUCACCAGUGAACGCUGACUUUGGCCUCCCCUCAGAUAGUGAGGGGGAAGAAAGGAGGGCUCCCCACCCCACACCGGACACUGUUGGGCAGAGUGGAGGUACUCGGCCCAGCCCCGGCCCUAUCCGCUGCAGACAUCGACUCAAGGUUUCCAGGAACCAACAUACAGCAUCGCACCGGGACCAGCGGCGCCUGGCUUCUCCCAUUGCAGGAUCUGGCGCCAAAAGAUCAGGAGAUGAUUUGGGAACCAGCCUAAACAUCCAGGGUUGCACCACAGAGGGAGACCUGCUCUUUGCUCAGAAGUGUAAAGAACUCCAAGGAUUCAUCCGCCCACUCACAGAUCUACUGAAUGGGCUGAAGAUGGGCCGCUUUGAGAGAGGAUUGAGCAGUUUCCAGCAGAGUGUGGCAAUGGACAGGAUUCAACGUAUUAUAGGUGUUUUACAGAAGCCACAGAUGGGGGAGCGUUAUCUAGGAACCCUUCUGCAGGUAGAAGGGAUGUUGAAGACUUGGUUUCCUCAUAUAGCUGCCCAGAGGUCAUCUCUAAGUGAUAGCCAGCACCAGCUGACCAAGCAUUUGCCAAAACACCACACUAAUCUGGCUGUUUCUUCUGCACCUCCCAUGGAAAAGAAGAACCAGACACAACUGAGACAUCUAGUUCUGAAGCAGAAGCAGCCUUGGCACCUUACAGAAUGGCCAGCCAUGGACCUGACCUGGAUCCACACAACUCCAAUUUGCAACCCCCCUUUCAGUUCCCCAGGUACCAUCUCCAUGAACCAUGGUCCCUUAGGCACUGGAACCAGCAUUGGCGUCAUCCUUUUCCUCCAGCAUGGAGUGCAGCCCCUUGCUCAUUCUGCCCCCAACACCCCAGUUCCACCUGCUAUAGCAUCUCCUGUCAUCGAUGAGUCUAAGAAACUAUCUGGAGAAGGACCUCAUUGCCACAGUUUGCCCAUGAUUCUGCCUUUAAACUGGACUUGUCUUCUGUCUUCUCCUGGUCUACCCACCAUGUUCAGAGAAGCACCCACUGGACACUUGGAGCAAAUAAGAAGCCAUCCUCCACUUGUUCUUCAUGCCCACCUUCUUAACCCUAACCCAGGACUUUGACCAUGUGACUUCUACUUUGUGUAAAUACAUGUUUAUAUAUUUUACUUUAAUGUAUUUGUGUUGAAAGAAGAUAAGGCCUUUUUGAUUAAAGAAAUUUUAUACCUAAA
Echinops telfairi (small Madagascar hedgehog) is the source of this 1406-nucleotide messenger RNA. It is a transcript of the gene CIART, whose product is annotated as circadian associated repressor of transcription. Gene Ontology annotation, cellular component: nucleus. Lineage: Eukaryota; Metazoa; Chordata; Mammalia; Afrosoricida; Tenrecidae. The record is from RefSeq and is a predicted model, not a curated record. Gene Ontology annotation, molecular function: RNA polymerase II cis-regulatory region sequence-specific DNA binding. Gene Ontology annotation, biological process: negative regulation of DNA-templated transcription; circadian regulation of gene expression.